This is a messenger RNA of Ipomoea nil (Japanese morning glory), 2876 nucleotides long. Its product is annotated as serine/threonine-protein kinase pakD-like. The coding region runs from base 1 to 2691 and encodes 896 amino acids. The record is from RefSeq and is a predicted model, not a curated record. NCBI's taxonomy places the organism in Eukaryota, Viridiplantae, Streptophyta, Magnoliopsida, Solanales, Convolvulaceae. The transcript is spliced from 7 exons.
AUGGCCUCUUCUCAAGUGGAAGUCGCGUCCUCCUCUUCACCUGCCUCGUUUGGAUGCGUGAUGAGGAAUCACAGCCGCCGGGAGCGUUGCAGUUCUGGAGGGUCCAACUCUUUCCCGGAUAAUCUCAAGGAUUUGGUGCAUUCUUGUAUUUCCGGCGAUCCGAGAAAGUCCAACGCCGACGCCGACGAAAAGGUUGUGGACCUCACGGACUUGUGGGUUCAUAAACCGCAGUAUAAUAAUAAUAAUAAUAACGAUCGGAAUAGUAAUAGUAAUAGUAAUGAUAAUGGUAAUAGUAAUGGUAAUGCUGCAGAAGAUCAAAAGAGCCCGAAAAAGAGCGGCGGCGGGAAGAGUGGUUCUGAGAAUUGGGAGAGAGCUAGGAAGAAAGUGUUGUCGUCGGGGAGAAGGGAAGAAGAGAAUGAAGGGUUGGAGGCUCAGAGGGUGGUGUCUUCAAUCGUGAAGAGAUGGAAAGAUUUCGAGGCGGAGAAGAAGACCCCGCAGCCGCAGCUGACCAAUAGUUCCUCCACUUGCUCCACCAGAACUAACUCGGCGGCGACGUUGCUAUCGGAGAACGUGGAGAUCCCUCCCGCUCCGGCCAGCUCCGUGGCCUGCGAUGAAUCCUCGGAUGGAACCGACACGCCCACGAACGACGCCGACUCUUCGUUCGCGGACUGGGAAUCGGAUCGGCGGGUGAUGAGCGCGCCGCCGUCGAUUCGCGGGAGAGAUUCCGACGCGACGGAGAGCGAGAGGGUGAGGGUAAUAGACAUCAUCAAGAAACUCACCUCCAGCGGCGGCGAAGAGAGCCACGACCGCGACCACAACAACACCAGCGCCAACGCCGCCGCAAUGAAUGAAGCAGCGCCGCCGCUGCCCCGUGUCAAAACCUCCGCGUCGGAGCACGGCUGUUUAUGCCCUCUCAUCCCCUCGUCGCCUCGCAAGAUCAGAGGCCGCCGGGCGUUCACCGACUUGCUUAUGCAAAUGGAGCGAGAAAGAGUGAGAGAGCUCGAAAGUAUUUCAGGGCGCAAAGCCGUAUCCAAAUUCCAGCAAAAAGGCCGCAUUCAGGCUAUGUUGAAGCUUAAGCUCCUAAGACGCGAGACGGAAGUGAAAGAUUCAGCACCCACUAAUUGCAUGUCGCCUCAAUCAAUCAAAUGCACUCAGUCCUCUAUAAUGCAUCUCAGGGAGAAAUUCAAAACAGACUCAAAACCAACUUCCAAAGAAGCUGACUGCAGCAACAGCCCAGACACCUGCAAUAGUAGACCUGCAAUUCCCACUUGCAAGCGCAAAAAUUCAAUGAAGGAGAGGGAGAAGAAAGAGAAGAAGGAGAAUAAUACUAAUGCCUCAACAACAUCAAAGCAAGAAGAGAAUCAUCAUCAUCAACAAGGUGGUCGCGAAGCGGGUGAGAAAACAAGGCCGCCUGUGGAAACAAUAAAUACUCAAGCCACAACUGACCUAUCAAAUCAAUGCAGCAAAGACAUUACCAAAUCUGAUCAAAUUAAAGUUUGCCAAAACUGUCAACAAACUGACUCAAAUAUUAGUCCCAAAGAGAGUUCAAAGAAACCCAGCAAGGCUGAAAGGGCGUUGCAGGUAGUGAUCCCUGAGCUAACAGAAGCUGCGGCAGAAACAACAAAACCUUCAGCCUGUAGCAAAAGUGAAGAAACUGGGAGUAAUGUGAAAGAACAACAAAGGAAUAGCCUCGAAUGGACGAACGAUUGGGAUGAAAACGACUGGGGCUGGAUAAGAGACUUUUCCCAGCACACACACAACGGAUGGGAUCGACUACGCCUCCAUUUCCAGCCUCAUCAUCAUCAUCAAGAAGAUGUCCAGAAACGAGUAAUUUCUAAUGAGGAGGAGGCCAGCCAUGAAUGGAUUAAUGAUGUUUCCCGCCCACGCAGCGAAUGGGAAGAUCUCAGGCAAGCAAGAUAUCAAGAGAUGCUUGACCCUUACUUCAAUAAUGACUUACAACAACUGCUCCAAAGGAAAAGUGUUUCCAAUUUUCUUUCAGGUGGUUUGCGAGACAAAAUAGAUCAACUCAUGAUGACUCGUUCGCAAAAACAAUCACCCCCAGAGAACCAUGAGAUACAGAAACAAGUGACUGACAACAAGGGCGAAAAGGCAGUGGAAGAGGGAGUUCAGAGUGGUGGAGAAAGAAAAACUUGUCAAGAAGAGGACGAGUAUGGAGAUGGUAACGAUUCCACCCAAACUUGGAGCAAUAAUCAAGAAUGUGACAUUAGGGAUGAUUAUGAUCAGAUGGCAUCAACCGCUUUACCUCAAUUCCAAUCAUCCACCUUUUUCUCCCAAGAAAAUGAAAUGAAACUCAUACAUGGACUAAUGGGACACAUGGAGCAACUCCAUCAAGAGAUGUCGGAAAUACGAAGAGCACUCAUCAGCUGCAUAGACAUGCAAGUGAAACUACAGAAUUCGAUCAAGGACGAGGUUGUAUCCGCGUUUAAUCAGUUAGGUAAAGAUAACGUAAAGGUCCCCAGCGAAGAUGAAUGCAAAAGCAAAGUUGAUGAAUGCAAAAGCAAACGGAACUGCAUUAUGUGCCACGAGAUGGUAGUCAAUGCUCUACUUUACAGAUGUGGACAUAUGAUCACGUGCUACAAGUGUGCCCAGGAGUUACAGUGGGGUGAUGGGAAGUGCCCCGUAUGCCAAGCUCCAAUCAUGGACGUUGUGCGUGCAUGCGUGGAUGCAUGAAGCUAAGGACGAAUUAUAUAUACAUAUAUGGAAAGGAAUAUGAAUAUAUGAUGAUGAGCUUUCUCUAGAUUUAAUUGUUGCUGUAUAUAUUAUUUUUAACUUUAAUUUCGGUCCAGCAAAUAGGUUGUUGGAAAAGACCAGACUGACACAUAAAAAUACACUUAAUCUUCAUUGGUUUACACUAA